AAAGAAAGACCGCUGGGUUUUCCAUAUUUUCUCUCUUGCAAGUUUGCUGGCUAAAUUAAUAUAUUUUCAUUUUUAAUCGAUUGAUUUAUUUGCGACGCACAUAAGAAGAUAUGGCUGUUGAAAACUAUUUGCUGCUUUGCGUAGUAUUUGCUGCACAUAUUCUGGGUAUAGAGACCCGUAAAGUAAGAGUAGGACGAGGUGGAGGUGGAGGAGGUAUAGUUAUAGCCUUCAUUUUCAUUGGAUCAAUCAUAGCUAUUGUGAUCCUGACCUGCAUUUGUCGUUUAUUUAAGUUUUGCCGUUCUAAAUGGCCGAACUUUAAACAACGUAUUUUCCGCCUUUGUUGUCGUGGCGAAAACCAACAAGCAGGAAACGAUGCAGUAGACCUUACCGUGUUGGAUCUAAUUAUAUUAAUGGAGCAGGCUAGGCUUGUCGCCUACCUUCGAGCCCAGCAAAACAACGAACAAUCCGCUGCAGUUGGACAAAUCGGACCGUGCGAACAAAUUGGAUCCUCUCAGCUAAAAUUAGACACGCUUAGCCCAAUGAUGUUAUUGGACACCGAUGACUCAAAAGAAACCACAGCGACAUCAGAUAUACAGAGACCUUGGGAACAUGUUGGAUCCUCUCAGCUAAAAUUAGACACGCUUAGCCCAAUGACGUUAGAUGACACCGAUGACUUAAAAGAAACCAUAGCGACAUCAGCUAUACAGAGUAGAUCUUGGGAACAGGUUGGAACUCCUCAGCUCAAAUUAGACACACUAAGCAUCUUGAAGUUAAAUGACGUCAGCAUAACGCAAAAAACCCCAAUGACAACAUAUGAUGGCUCCUCAGCUCAAAUUAGACACACCUAGUAAGUUAACGUUAAAUGACGUCAACAUAACACAGAAAAACCAAAUAAUAUCAGAUGAACUAAGUCGACUUUGGGAACAGAUGAUGGCUCUUCAGCUUGAAUAAGACACUCUUAAUUCGACUACGCCAUAUGACGCCAACGUCAGGGAGGAAACACCAAUAACAUCAUAUAAAUAAACAUACAUAUGUUUCAUACAACCAUAUCUUUCGUUGUUUGGUGACCCUUUCUUAAGGGAUUCUAUGCUUUCAGGUAAAAACAACUCGGAACAAGGGAAUGACUAUACAAAAUUAAGCUAAACGACAGGACUGAGAGACACAAAUAGAUACAAUCAAUUUAGAUACAUGUAGGCAACUAAUGCGUUUAGAUUAGUGUAAUUGUUGAACAGGAAAAUAUCUCUCUCUCUCUUUCUCUUUCUCUAGCAUAUUGGAAGUAAAUCUGUGAAGCCAGAUUAAUUGCCGUCUCCUUAAUGGUGUUAGUUUUUUUUACAGCUGCGUGCUCCGAUUUGAAACAAUACCCGCCUCUUUUACACAAUCGAAUACCCGCGCUGUUAGUACUCUCCAGUACGGGGAAAUACAAAGAUUAAGUUUGUUUGAUUUCAAAGAAGCCUGGUACAAUAUAGGUGUAAAGGUUAUAUACAAGAAUUUUAUGAUGAAAAAUAUAAUUUUUUAGGCAUUGAUAUAUUUAGAUGUAAAUACAAUCUCAAGGAUAAAUGUAUAAUGCAAUACAAUAGUGUAAAAACAGCAAUUUUAAAGUUUUUUAAAAGGUCUAAUAUUGACAGGACUUCUGCUAAAAGAAAUUUCUAUCCAUGCAUGUAUACUAUUUUUACCCCAAACAGUUAUACCCCAUGAAAAGUGCACAAAAAUUAUUUACAAUAUUUUGAAUGAAAAUGUGGUUUUUCCAAUUGCUGUAACCAAAUGGAAAACAUAUCUAACUGAUUAUAAUGUUAAAUAUCUUACUGUUUAUGACAUAUUAAAAGAUUUGUUUUAAAACUACCAAUUUGAAAGAUUCUUCUGUAAAAUGACUUCAUUUUAGAAUUUUACACAAAAUUCAUCCAGUUGGAUACUACCUAAAAAAUUAAUUACAAAACUAGAAACAGAUGUGGGUUCUGUAAAAAUAAUGUGGAAACGAUAAUACAUUUUUUUAUUUCCUGUGAGAAAAUACAUACCAUGUGGAGUGAACUUAGUUUGUAUAUUUACAAAAAGACCUCUGAAAGAGUUGGAUUUAAUAUGUCUCAUAUUAUAUUUGGCCAACUUUCAUUGUCGUUUCAUAACAAAGUCAUUAAUUUUAUAAGUCUUUAUAUGAAAUAAUAUAUAUAUAUUGUUGUCUUAUGUCAAAUAAGAUUUAAUGCUUGAUUAAUCUUACAAUAUUGAAAGAUAUGUAGCAAAACAAACUUGUAAAUUACAAUAUUUUGAAAAAUUAUAAGACAGUUGGAAAGGUAUCUUUGAUGCUGACAUCUGAUUUAUUUCCAAUAUGAUUAUUUUGUCUAUUUAUCAUUUGUUACUUAAACUUUUGUUUUGUGUAGUUUUUGUUAUGUAGGCAAGUAACCAUUGAAUAAUUCAUUGAGGUGUUUUUUCAUAGGUGUGGGUAUGUAAGUGUGUGUGUGACUGAAUGUCUGUUCUGUAUGUAUGUUCUUUGAAAAAGAAAUAAAUUAUAAAUAAUUCGUUUUUAUUUUGCACCCAAGUUAAAUAAAGAAAAGUAUAUAGUAAUGAGACUUGUUAAUCAUGAAGAAGUUUAUGAUUAUUGUGUAUAAAUUAUUGCUUGUGUCACCCAACUUUUUCAACGAUCUGUUAAAAGAAAACUUUGUAUUUAUCAUGUUAUGUUCUUGUAAUUUGACUCGCAUGUAAAUAGUUGAAUAUUUUUGUAAAUAUACUCUAAUAUAUGCUGUGUAUUUUACUUGUUGUUUGAAUUUCAAUAUGUCUCACAAAUUUUACUAAUUCAGCCUUUGGCAAAAAAAAAAAAUAAAAAUAAAAAUAAAACAGAUGUAAAAACAUAUGAAAUGUGUAUAUAUUUUCAAUAAAAUUUGAAUUGUUCUGUCCAUCAUGAUUGUGCACGUGACAUAUGUUCCUUAUACAUUACAUUUGGAGGAAUCAACA
Magallana angulata is the source of this 2940-nucleotide messenger RNA. RefSeq lists its product as uncharacterized. The record is from RefSeq and is a predicted model, not a curated record. Bases 111 to 848 code for a protein of 245 amino acids. The transcript has 5 exons. NCBI's taxonomy places the organism in Eukaryota, Metazoa, Mollusca, Bivalvia, Ostreida, Ostreidae.